Molecule: messenger RNA, 4526 nt
Organism: Esox lucius (northern pike)
Lineage: Eukaryota; Metazoa; Chordata; Actinopteri; Esociformes; Esocidae
Gene: myo1f
Product: myosin IF
Exons: 28
Coding region: 180-3461 (1093 amino acids)
Biological process (GO): vesicle transport along actin filament; actin filament organization
Cellular component (GO): plasma membrane; actin cytoskeleton; myosin complex
Molecular function (GO): microfilament motor activity; actin filament binding; ATP binding
Source: RefSeq, a predicted model, not a curated record
CAGGGGAUGUUAAUUAGGUGGCUGUUCUGUCUGUCUGACUGUGUGCUGGAGACUUCCGGGCUGUGAUGGUCAUGCUGUGAGGAGCUGGUGUGGGAUUACCAACACACACACGCGCAUACACUGGAUUUUGGACAGCCAGGGCAGGACUACAGAAAAGAGGGACACACACCACCAGCACAAUGGGCAGUAAGUACCAUUGGCAGAGUCAGAAUGUCAAGCAGAGUGGUGUGGAUGACAUGGUGCUCCUGUCCAAGAUCAGUGAAGACGCCAUCGUGGAAAAUCUGAAAAAGAGAUUCAUGGACGACUACAUCUUUACCUAUAUUGGUUCUGUGUUGAUAUCAGUGAAUCCAUUCAAACAGAUGCCCUAUUUUACUGACCGGGAAAUUGAACUCUAUCAAGGGGCUGCCCAGUAUGAAAACCCUCCACACAUCUACGCUUUGACUGAUAACAUGUACAGGAAUAUGCUGAUUGAUCAAGAAAACCAGUGUGUUAUAAUAAGUGGGGAGAGUGGAGCUGGGAAGACUGUGGCAGCAAAAUACAUUAUGGGUUACAUCUCCAAAGUAUCGGGAGGAGGCGAUAAAGUGCAGCAUGUGAAAGAUAUCAUUCUUCAGUCCAAUCCUCUGCUAGAAGCCUUCGGCAACGCCAAGACGGUUCGCAACAACAACUCAAGCCGCUUUGGUAAGUACUUUGAGAUCCAGUUCAGCCGAGGAGGCGAGCCAGAUGGUGGCAAAAUCUCCAACUUUCUCCUUGAGAAAUCGAGGGUGGUGAACCAGAACGAGAACGAGAGGAACUUUCAUAUUUACUACCAGCUAAUGGAGGGAGCCAACCCCCAGCAGAAAGAAGGCCUGGGUAUAAUGACUCCAGACUACUACUACUACCUGAACCAGUCAGGUACUUACAAAGUGGAUGGAACUAACGACAGCAAGGACUUUCAGGAGACCAUGGAAGCCAUGCAAGUGAUUGGGAUCCCGGGAGCCAUACAGGCUCAGGUGCUGCAGAUCAUAGCAGGAAUCCUGCAUCUUGGAAACAUCAGCUUCAUAGAGGCAGGCAACUAUGGCCAAGUGGAGAGCAAUGACUUGCUUGCAUUCCCUGCCUACCUGCUAGGCAUUGACCCAACGCGCUUGCAAGAAAAACUGACGAGCAGAAAGAUGGACUCUAAGUGGGGGGGAAAGUCUGAGUCCAUUGACGUGACGCUCAACCAGGAACAAGCCACAUACACCCGCGAUGCCCUGGCAAAGGCCCUCUACACUCGAUUGUUUGACUACCUUGUGGAGGCCAUAAACAAAGCCAUACAGAAACCUCAUGAAGAAUACAGCAUAGGAGUCCUUGACAUAUAUGGCUUUGAGAUUUUCCAGAGGAAUGGGUUUGAGCAGUUCUGCAUCAACUUUGUCAACGAGAAGCUACAGCAGAUAUUUAUUGAGCUAACACUGAAGGCUGAACAGGAGGAAUAUGUUCAGGAAGGCAUUAAGUGGACACCUAUUGAAUAUUUUAACAAUAAAAUUGUGUGUGACCUCAUUGAGAAUAAGUUGAACCCGCCGGGCAUCAUGAGUGUACUGGACGACGUGUGUGCCACAAUGCAUGCCAAGGGAGAGGGGGCGGAUGGUACCCUGCUCCAGAAGCUCUCGGCGGCUGUAGGCACACAUGAACACUUCAACAGCUGGAACUCUGGCUUCGUCAUCCACCACUACGCAGGCAAGGUUUCUUAUGAAAUAAAUGGCUUCUGUGAAAGAAACCGGGAUGUGCUUUUCACUGACCUCAUUGAACUCAUGCAGAGCAGCGAACAUGACUUCAUCUGCAGCCUCUUCCCGGAAAACCUCAACACAGACAAGAAAAGCAGACCCACCACUGCCAGCUCUAAGAUUAAGAAACAAGCCAAUGACUUGGUGAACACACUGAUGAAGUGUACCCCCCACUAUAUCCGAUGCAUCAAACCCAACGAGACAAAGAGACCCAAAGACUGGGAGGAAAGCCGAGUCAAGCACCAGGUGGAGUAUCUUGGGCUGCGGGAGAACAUCCGCGUACGUCGAGCUGGCUUUGCUUACCGCAGAGUCUUCAAUAAGUUCCUACAGAGAUACGCCAUCCUGACUGCUGAGACGUGGCCGGGCUGGCGGGGGGCAGAGCAGCAGGGUGUCCUGCAUCUCCUCCGUGCUGUCAACAUGGACCCAGACCAGUACCAGAUGGGCCGAUCCAAGGUCUUCGUCAAGGCCCCAGAGUCGCUUUUCCUAUUGGAGGAGAUGCGGGAGAGGAAAUUUGACACGUUUGCCAGGACCAUCCAGAAGGCCUGGCGGAAGUAUAUCGCCAGGAGGAAAUAUGAACAGAUGAGGGAAGAGGCGUCAGACAUCCUGUACAACUCUAAGGAGCGAAGAAGGAACAGCAUCAACAGGAACUUUGUAGGAGACUACCUUGGCCUGGAGCAGAGACCUGAACUAAGACAGUUCUUGGCCAAGAGAGAGCGAGUUGACUUUGCAGACUCUGUCAACAAAUUUGACCGCAGAUUUAAGUCCAUCAAAAGAGACUUGAUUCUGUCUCCUAAGGGCAUCUACCUGAUAGGCAGAGAGAAGGUGAAGAAGGGGCCAGAGAAGGGACAGAUAAAAGAGGUGUUAAAACGAAAGCUGGAGUUCCAGAAUAUCCACUCUGUCUCUCUCAGUAUGAGACAGGAUGACUUCUUCAUCCUGCAUGAGGCUCAAUAUGACAGUCUGCUGGAGUCCAACUUCAAAACAGAGUUCCUCAGCCUGCUCUGUAAGCGCUAUGAAGAGAUGACCAAGAACAAGCUGUCUCUUUCCUUCAGUGACAGGCUGGAGUUCCGGGUGAAGAAAGAGGGCUGGGGUGGAGGGGGCACGCGCAUUGUGGUGUUCCAGAGGGGACAAGGGGACCAGGCAGAUGUCAAACCAGCCGGAAAGACCCUCACCAUCUCGGUGGGAGAUGGGCUGCCAAAGACCUCCAAGCCCACCAAGAAGGGAGCUCCACAGAACUGUGGAAGAGGUAGGAGUAAGCCUCCCAGCCAAGGGUACCAGAAUGGUGCACCCAGAGGCAGAGGUGCUCCACAGUCCCAGCAUUCAGAGCAAACCUACUCCGCCCCCUCCAAACAGAACCGACCCCCUAGUGCUGCUCUCCCCAGAAUUGGCUCUAAGAACGUCAGACGAGGCCCAGCUCAGACUCAGCAGGGGAACCUGGACUUCCUCAAUGUGCCUGACCAGGGCGUGUCUGGAAUGCAGAGGAAGAGAAGUAUCAGUAGCCAGCGGCCACCCCCAGCCCCGUCUAGCCGGCCCAAGCCCCAGCCCCGACCCACAGGACCUCGUUGCCGGGCGCUGUACCAAUACAUGGGCCAGGACACCGAUGAACUCACCUUUGAUGUUAAUGAUGUCAUCGAUCUGCUCAAUGAAGAUCCAUCUGGCUGGUGGAGAGGCAGGUUUCGUGGCAAGGAGGGACUCUUCCCUGGGAACUAUGUGGAGAAAAUAUAACUGUCUGUCAUAUGGCCUAAUACAUUUUAAUGUAUGCAACAGAUAUUACUCUUCUCAGCAAUCACGAGCAGAAUGUAAGCCAAACAGUAACUAGAAGAGAAUAUCUGAUGCACAAGCAUUUUAACAGGAUUAUCACAUUGACACUGUUUGUUAGCUGAACAACAAUAUCAGUACUGAGAGAGGGACUCGUUGAAAAGCCAUUGUUGUGUUAUGUUGUCUGACACACUGGGCUUUAUUCCUGUUUCACAGAAGAGCACUUUGAUUCAAAGCUUUUUAAUGCUAACGCAAAAUAAGACGCAACGAGUGGUCUUGUGUGUUCCAGCGGUCUUGACAGCUGCCCCUGGAUUGUAACUCUGCAGUGUGGGUUUGAAUCUUUCAGCAGAAGAAUAAUUCUCUCCUGUCUUUACCACGUUCCUGUCUGGUAAAGCAUUAAAUGAAUAAAUGUAAAGUAAGAUGCCUAAGGUUGGCCUAAGGUGGACCAGUUGUUUAAGCCUCUUUGUCCAGUGGACAUGAAUGGCUGCCACGUGGGUUCACAUCCAGGCCAGUGCUACUUCAGCAACAAAGAUCUCCUUUAUCUUUCAUAUCAAAAUGAAUGAUCCCCAAAUUGUCUAAAAAUUUAAACACCAAUAGGACGUUAUCGUUUUAUAAACAUUAUAAAUAAAAUGCUUUGUGAAAAUUGUGUGAUAAUUGUGCAUGCAAAUGUUUUUCUGCAAUAUUUAGAAAAUUCAUGAUUAUGAUACAUAUUCAGUUGUUGAUGUAAAAGCCUGAAGAUACCACUAGGAGGUACUGCUGCACCAUUUCCAACUUCAAUAAAUGAAAGGCAAUGGGCACUGGACAUAAAAGUUUGACUGAUGUAUGAUAAUACAUGGUUAUUUUGGAUGUGUAAACAUAAUGAAUUAUCUAAUACACUUUAUGUACUAUUUGCACUGUGUUGGAUUAGUUAUAAAACAAGUUAACAGUCAUUGUCUAUAACUUUUGUACAUAACUUUGAAAUACCAGAAGGCUGAUAGUUUUCCAUUGGAAGAGGGGAGAAUAAAAGCUGUCAUACAUAGCCCACACAAACGA